AGUUGCUCGCGUCUGAGACCGCGGGUCGUGUCACCUCCAAGUGCAUCGAUUUGAUGGGGGGAGUCGGUUUCACCAAAGACUUCCCGCAAGAGAAAUAUUUCAGGGAUGCGAAAAUCGGCACCAUUUACGAGGGCACGAGCAACAUUCAAUUGACGACGAUCGCGAAGUGCAUUCGUAAACAGUACGGCUGAGAAAUUAGAAGCGUUACGUACAGAAAGUAUUGUUGGCUGUGAAUAAAUUGGCCAGUGACAAAUUAUUCCCGCUCAGUAGUUUUAUUUUUAUCAUUUGUACUACUAAUGAAUAAGAAUAAUUUGUCACAGUCAGUGAUAUUUUUCUGUAAGAGGUGAUCGUAAAGAUCGAGGGUUUAUACAUAGAAAAGAAGAUAUGAUACUUGUAUCAUGACUGUUAAUAUCUUCGUUAUUAAGUGGCAAAUUCUAGUAAUUAUAUGGAGUCAUUUGUUUAGUGACAUGCAGUUACAUAGUGACGCUAAUAUGCCGAUACACAAGCCGGUGUUUGUUAUAAUGCAUUUUUACUUUUAAACGUUUCGGAAUAUUUUUAAGACAUUUUAACAUUUAAUAUGCGCAUAAUAACGUGAUACAUAAAUAUAAAAUGAUAGAUGUUGCGUGGAAAUGUGCCUUUCCAAAACAUUAUCGAAUAUGUAAAUAUACUUCCAUGAGAUAUUUGUGGUUGAAAGUGUAUAUUUUACGAUGACGUAACGUAUCUUAAGGAUUGUAUUAUAUAUCGGUUAAGUGUUCAUUUCAGAUGUUGUAUGUAUAUUAUAUAUAUGUAUAUAUAUUUUUUCUCUUCUACAAAAUAUACGGUUUUGCAGUAAAUCGAA
This is a messenger RNA of Dinoponera quadriceps, 838 nucleotides long. RefSeq names its product short/branched chain specific acyl-CoA dehydrogenase, mitochondrial-like. The record is from RefSeq and is a predicted model, not a curated record. Gene Ontology annotation, cellular component: mitochondrion. Gene Ontology annotation, molecular function: flavin adenine dinucleotide binding; acyl-CoA dehydrogenase activity. Lineage: Eukaryota; Metazoa; Arthropoda; Insecta; Hymenoptera; Formicidae.